CUUGUAGUUUAGCGAACGGUUAAGGACAAUACGGACGUGAAUACGCUACGAGGCGAAACGCCUACAACUUUCUAUCCUUCCCUCUUCCUCUCUCUCUCUCUUUUUCUCUCUCUCUCUCUCUCUCUCUUUAUCUCUUUCUUUACACCAACGCGCUCUCCAUCUUCCGUGUUUCUCUCUCUCUCUCUCUCUCUCUCUCUCUUUCUCUCUCUCUCUUCUUUUUCGUUCUCGUUCUCCCUCUCAUUCCCAUCCAAGUCCACAAAACGCGAACGUCGUCAACGUGGUGACGUUUAGUUGUUAGAACUUCAAUUCGACGUUUGACAAGAGUGAGACGGUACGAAGAGAUAUUUGAUAGAGAGAGAGAAAGAGAGAAAGAGAGAGAGAGAGGAAAGAAAAAAAAUAAAUUAAAAGAAAUAAAUCAUGGGGGCAUCUUCGAACGCGACAUACUUAGGCCUCGAUCUCAGCACGCAGCAGUUGAAGGCUGUUGUGGUCGAUGACGAUCUCGUUAUUCUACAUGAGACCAGUGUACAAUUCGACAAUGAUCUACCAGAAUUUAGAACGUACGGAGGUGUUAUACAAAAUAAAUGCGAAUCUCACGUAGUAGUGGCACCAACUUUGAUGUGGAUCAAGGCAUUGGAUAUGAUAUUAGACAAACUACGUGUUUGCGGGGUUGAUUUUAGCAAAGUCUCAGCUAUUUCCGGAUGCGCUCAGCAACACGGUACCGUUUAUUGGGGGAAAGGUAGUCAAAGUCUAUUGAAAAAUUUAGAACCAACGAAAUUUUUACACGAACAAUUUGCAACGUCGUUUUCGAUAACACAAUCGCCUGUAUGGAUGGAUUCUAGUACGUCCAACGAGUGUCAUCUUUUCGAGAUGACCGUAGGUGACCCAAAAAAAUUGGCAGAAAUAACUGGGUCUCGGGCAUACGAAAGAUUUGCAGGACCGCAAAUAGCAAAGAUAGCACGAAGAAGGCCAGAAGCCUAUAGUAGUACCGAGAGAAUUUCUUUGAUCAGUAGUUUUCUUGCCUCUCUCUUCUUGGGUGACUUUGCGCCAAUCGAUUGGUCAGACGGCUCUGGUAUGAAUCUAUUAAACAUUCGUACGAAGGAUUGGGACGAUGUCUUGUUAGAGACCUGUGCGCCUGAUUUAAGAAAAAAAUUGGGCAAACCGAUCUCUUCCUAUAACAAUAUCGGUCCAAUAUCGUCUUACUUUGUCGAAAGAUUUGGCUUCAAUGAGAGUUGCAGGAUAAUUGCAUUUACAGGAGAUAAUCCGGGUUCGUUGGUAGGAAUGAGAUUGAAAAAAGGAGAUAUUGCAUGUAGUUUAGGAACUAGUGAUACUUUAUUUUUAUGGCUGAACGAACCAAAAACUGCUAUCGAUGGGCACAUUCUCUGCAAUCCUAUUGAAGAUGAGGCAUAUAUGGCAUUACUUUGUUUUAAAAAUGGAUCAUUGACUAGAGAAAGAAUACGUGACAAUGCUGCGCAAGGUUCAUGGCAAAUAUUUAACGAAUUAUUAGAAAGUACACCGCGAGGAAAUUUUGGAAAUUUUGGAUUAUAUUUUGACGCACAGGAAAUUUUACCGUCCGUGAUCGGUGAUCAUAGAUUUAAUAAAGCUAACGAUGAAAUUAAUCGAUAUAGCUCGAAAGAGGUAGAGGUUCGAGCACUCAUUGAAGGCCAAUUUGUGGCAAAAAGAGCACACGCAGAAGAUUUUGGUUUUGUUAUUGGUCCCAAUACUCGUAUAAUAGCAACAGGCGGUGCAUCUGCUAAUAAAACUAUACUACAAGUACUUGCUGAUGUCUUCAAUUCGCCUGUCUAUAUAUCGGAAAUUACGAAUUCGGCUAUGAUGGGAGCAGCAUAUCAAGCAAAACAUGGUUUAUUAAGAAACGAAAAUAACUUUGAAGAUAUAACUGCUUCUUUACCAGAACCGACACUCGUAUGUCGACCAUACGACGAUGCUGAAUCUAUUUAUCGACCAAUGACGCAACGUUAUCGAAAGUUGAUAGAAAGAAUAAUAAAAAGAAAUCAAUCACAGUCAGAUAAGUAAAAUGAAAUAUUGCAAUAAAUUCGAUUGCAUAAAUCUUUAGCUAAUUAACUUCCAACAAAUUCCACAAUUUUAUAUCGCGAUAGAUGCAUAUCAUAGUUAUGUGUAUAUAUAUAUAUAUAUAUAUAUAUAUAUAUAUAUAUAUAUAUAUAUAUACAUAUACACACAAUGAUAUAUAAUUACCUACGCAUAUGCAUUAUCUUAAACAUUUAUACUUAAUUUAGGUAAUAGAAAAAUUUUAUCUAUUCAUAAUAGUGUCAAAGUUCUAAUAAAACAAUUUUUACAUAAGAUUAAUCUCCGUUAGAAUCUUGGAGUACGUAAUGAUAGAUACGUCACGUAUGAUUUAAUGCAUUUACGCUACUUAUACAUAUAUAUAAGAGCAUGCACGUUUUCUUAUGUUUUUAUUUCUUGGAAAAAAAAAAAGAAAAAGAAAAAAUGCGAAAAUCAUAAACAACUUA
Vespa mandarinia (Asian giant hornet) is the source of this 2486-nucleotide messenger RNA. RefSeq names its product xylulose kinase. Gene Ontology annotation, cellular component: cytosol. Lineage: Eukaryota; Metazoa; Arthropoda; Insecta; Hymenoptera; Vespidae. Gene Ontology annotation, biological process: phosphorylation; xylulose metabolic process; D-xylose metabolic process. The record is from RefSeq and is a predicted model, not a curated record. Gene Ontology annotation, molecular function: D-xylulokinase activity.